Messenger RNA from Peromyscus eremicus (cactus mouse), 618 nucleotides. RefSeq names its product acylphosphatase 1 (gene Acyp1). Gene Ontology annotation, molecular function: acylphosphatase activity. The transcript has 3 exons. Lineage: Eukaryota; Metazoa; Chordata; Mammalia; Rodentia; Cricetidae. Bases 138 to 437 code for a protein of 99 amino acids. The record is from RefSeq and is a predicted model, not a curated record.
CGCGCUCUAAACUUCCGGGAGCGGCGGUUAGCAUAACGCGGGCGGUUGAUCUGGAGGUCUCCCGGGCGGUUCCGAGGCUGGUUGGGAAGCCCAGGAAACCUGAGUGUCCGCUGCUCGGAUCAUCCAAGUGUUUGAGUAUGGCAGAAGGGGACACCUUGGUCUCAGUGGAUUACGAAAUUUUUGGGAAGGUUCAAGGGGUGUUUUUCCGCAAGUACACUCAGGCUGAGGGUAAAAAGCUCGGUCUGGUAGGCUGGGUCCAGAACACUGAUCGGGGCACAGUGCAGGGACAACUGCAAGGUCCCAUCUCCAAGGUGCGUCCCAUGCAAGAAUGGCUGGAGAAAAGAGGAAGUCCUAAGUCACACAUUGACAGAGCGAACUUCAACAACGAGAAAGUCAUCUCAAAGUUGGAUUAUUCAGACUUCCAAAUUGUAAAAUAAUGACCUGAAGUUUUUUUCAAAUAACCUCACUCCUUUUUAUUGAUAUAGAACUAUUCUAUGCUCAGUAUUAGAAUUUCUCGGUAAGUUAUUUUAGCUGUGUUUUUGAAAGUUACCUGUGUUACAUGUAUGAUGGAAUACAAUUGUGUACAAUUUUAACCAAUAAAAACACAUUAGAACUUUA